Sarcophilus harrisii (Tasmanian devil) is the source of this 2290-nucleotide messenger RNA. It is a transcript of the gene SIAH1, whose product is annotated as siah E3 ubiquitin protein ligase 1. NCBI's taxonomy places the organism in Eukaryota, Metazoa, Chordata, Mammalia, Dasyuromorphia, Dasyuridae. Gene Ontology annotation, cellular component: cytoplasm. The record is from RefSeq and is a predicted model, not a curated record. Gene Ontology annotation, biological process: proteasome-mediated ubiquitin-dependent protein catabolic process; multicellular organism development. Gene Ontology annotation, molecular function: ubiquitin protein ligase activity; ubiquitin conjugating enzyme binding; zinc ion binding.
GUGGCACCGCGCGGGGCUCGAGUCCGGCUAAUGGCGGCGGCCUGGUCCUCCGAGGAGAAACCGCCGCCUCGCCGCGGCGGGAGGGAGGACGGGAGAGAGCAGAAGGGAGAGCGGGCCUUGCCCGGCGCAGCGAAGCCGCCCCCGCGGGCAGUCUACGCUCCCUGGCCUGUCUUUGUCUCCGGCCUCGAAGGGGGAGCGAGCCUGGGCCUCGCGGCCCAGUCGAGGCCGGCCCCGCCCCGCCCCCGGGGUCGGGUUUCCAGUUGCUGGGGGCUUUCCUCGGCGCCUGGGACUUGAGCAGACUUGAGGUGGGAGUUGGAGAGGGAGGCUGGUCUGGAGAGCCCCGGCGGCCCCGAGCGAAGGAGAAAAAUGAGCCGCCAGACUGCUACAGCCCUCCCUACUGGUACUUCCAAGUGUACACCAUCCCAGAGGGUGCCUGCAUUGACUGGCACAACAGCAUCGAACAAUGACUUGGCUAGUCUAUUUGAGUGUCCUGUCUGCUUUGACUAUGUGUUACCCCCAAUUCUUCAGUGUCAGAGCGGCCAUCUUGUUUGUAGCAACUGUCGUCCAAAGCUCACAUGUUGUCCAACUUGCCGAGGCCCGUUGGGUUCCAUUCGCAACUUGGCUAUGGAGAAAGUGGCCAAUUCAGUACUAUUUCCUUGUAAAUAUGCCUCUUCUGGAUGUGAGAUAACUUUGCCACACACAGAAAAAGCAGACCAUGAAGAGCUGUGUGAGUUUAGGCCUUAUUCAUGUCCGUGUCCUGGUGCUUCCUGUAAAUGGCAAGGCUCUUUGGAUGCUGUAAUGCCACAUUUGAUGCAUCAGCAUAAGUCAAUUACUACACUACAGGGAGAAGAUAUAGUUUUUCUUGCUACAGACAUUAAUCUUCCUGGUGCUGUUGACUGGGUUAUGAUGCAGUCUUGUUUUGGCUUUCACUUCAUGUUAGUCUUAGAGAAACAGGAAAAAUAUGAUGGUCACCAGCAAUUCUUCGCAAUUGUACAGCUGAUAGGAACACGUAAACAAGCAGAAAAUUUUGCUUAUCGACUUGAGCUAAAUGGUCAUAGACGGCGAUUGACUUGGGAAGCUACUCCUCGAUCUAUUCAUGAGGGAAUUGCAACAGCUAUUAUGAAUAGUGACUGUCUAGUUUUUGACACCAGCAUUGCACAGCUUUUUGCAGAAAAUGGCAAUUUAGGCAUCAAUGUAACUAUUUCCAUGUGUUGAAAUGGCAAUCAAAUGUUUUCAGGCCAGUGUUUAAAACCUUUGCAUCAUUUAAUUUCACAGAAGAUAGGGUAACCAUCUUUGACUGCCAAAUAUAAACUCUUUUGGUAGAUGGAAACUAGACAUAAUGAAGGUAAAUAAAAGAAAAGGCUGUUAAAUGCAGGAAGCAGUUGCAUGUAAUAACACUAAUAUAUUUAAAAAUAAGUCAACAGUAAACCACUGAAAAUAUAUAUACACCCAAAAUGGGCAUCUUUUGUAUUAAGAAAGUUGAUCCUACAAGAAAUGUUGUAAAAUAAUUAUAAACUUGUAUUUGUAGAUUGAUUGUACUGUUGAAGAGAAUACUGUUUUUUUGUGUUUUUUUAUUUGACUGACAAGCCAUGUUGAGCAGUUUCUGACUGCUGCUUUUUCCCCCCUUUGUAAGUCACUACAUAGUAUUGCUGCUGUUUGUGUAUAUUUUUUGUGUAUUUGCUAAUUUUUAUUAACUUCUAGUUUUUCAUUAAAUUUGACUUUCUUUUCUGUAAUUCAGGUUUUCUCACUUUUUUGUACCUUUUAAAAGUUAAUUACAGGUGUCUUAUCUUUUUUGAUAUGCAUAAUUGUUUAUGGUAAAGUAUAUACAUAUGUAUGUUUGAAUUUUUUUUUUCCCCCACAGUAAUCAGUUUGUUAGAAAUAUUGUUUUUAAUUCAACUAUUGUGAAGAUCUGAACAGUAGAGAGAGCAAUUAAUUAUAUUGGAAGAAUUGGUCAAAAGAAUCUCCUAAAGCAGAUGUAGAUUAAAAAAAAUUUUAUUCAUAUCCUCAGAUCAGUUUUGUUAGAGGGUUAGGGAAAAAUUCUGAUUAAAACAAUGAUAAUGAUCAGGCUUUUCUCUCUACCCUUUUACCCCCACUCCCAAAGAAUUUAGAAAAAAAAUCAGACAUUUUGUUCAAAAAUUGUUCUUGUAUUAUUAGUUUUGGAGAAAAAAAGGCAUUGUCAUACAGUAUUUGUAACUAAAAGCAAAUCAUUUGUUUAAAAAGGCAGUCUGGGGGGAAAAAGAUGUUUUUGGUCUUUUAUAAUUGUCAUUAAAAAUACCUGGCAAACUAAAAA